AUGGGGUCAUUGGAGGCUUCAGAUUGGGCAUGGCUUCCGAAGCACUUAUUGGGUAUGAUUGUCGACAACUUGGUUUCUCUUUCCGAUUGUGUUCGCUUUGGCGCAGUCUGCAAAUCAUGGCUCUUGGUGGCAAUGGAGAACAAAGUUAAGUUCGUUCAAAAUAAAUGUGUUCCAUUCUUGCUGGUACCUACUAAAAAUGACGAUAGUAAAGAUGAUGAAUGUGAAGAAAUACGUAGUUUAUACAGCAUUACCCACAAUAAGGUAUAUAAUUUUCAGUUACAAGUACCUUACAAUAAGAAGCUUUUUGGUUCUUCACAUGGUUGGUUGUUUACUGUUGAAGAAUCUUUUGCCUUAACCCUAAUCAACCAGUUCUCGGGAGCUAUUGUUGAGCUUCCUCCAAUUAUGGACUCUUCAGAAUUCCAUGCUUAUGAUCUCCUGAGCGUGAUCUAUGGUGGUCUGAGAACACUGACAUUCAUUGUGCCUGGAGAUAAAGCUUGGACUUUCAUAGAUAAGAAAUUUACCCUUAUUAGGGAUGUCAUAUAUUAUAAAGGCCAGAUUUUUGCAGUUGAUUAUCGGAAUGGAAUCAUAAUGGUUGAUCUUAAUAGAAGGGAUGGGGAGACUAAGGUUCCCCAAGUGAAGCAAUCUGAGAAGGAUAUGGCUAAGUGGGUUAAAGUGAAAAGUUUGGGCGGAGACACCUUGUUUUUGGGAGAUAACCAUUCAAUUUGUGUUUCAUCUUCUAAAUGGUGUGGUUGCCAGCCAAAUUCCAUAUACUACACAGAUGAUUAUAUUGAACUUUUUCUCCCUUGCCAUAUGUACGCCGUGACAUUGUAUACGGUGUUACUAUCAUCUGCAUUAGUUUACAACAGAGAUAAGUUUAUCAGCAUGUAUUUAUGUGCGGGUGCGGUGGUGGUGAUGAUGACGCAAAAUGGUGGUGGUAUUGGGGCGGGGCACUGA
Messenger RNA from Cornus florida, 954 nucleotides. RefSeq lists its product as uncharacterized. The record is from RefSeq and is a predicted model, not a curated record. The coding region runs from base 1 to 954 and encodes 317 amino acids. NCBI's taxonomy places the organism in Eukaryota, Viridiplantae, Streptophyta, Magnoliopsida, Cornales, Cornaceae. The transcript is spliced from 5 exons. Gene Ontology annotation, molecular function: protein binding.